Messenger RNA from Trichoderma harzianum CBS 226.95, 315 nucleotides. RefSeq lists its product as hypothetical. Lineage: Eukaryota; Fungi; Ascomycota; Sordariomycetes; Hypocreales; Hypocreaceae. The transcript has a single exon. The record is from RefSeq and is a predicted model, not a curated record. Bases 1 to 315 code for a protein of 104 amino acids.
AUGUCCAGGCCAUGGACAGUGGCGGCCAUCAAACAAGCCGCCAUACUCGUACCUGCACGUACGCCUUCUACGUACAUCCUCCGAGCCCUAGUAAUCGGCUCUUCGCUUUGCAACAACGCCUCUGGUCCCUUCAAUAUCAAUUACGCCCGACGUGGCCCCGAGUGUGGAGGAACAAGCGCGUCGGGGAUAAUCGCCUACCCCUUGUCCGUAACGCGACAAAUGCCCGGCUGGCCAAUUGCAUUCCCUGUUAUGCCGCAAGACGAGAUCCUGCAGCAGCGCUUCCAGCUCACGGCAGCAGCGCAUCAUCCGUUUUGA